AUGUCAAGAUUAUUUUUAGCAAUCAAUUCAACAUGGAAAUUGGUGCCAAAUGAUAGUAUUGGUAUUGCACUUUAUUCAUUUAAUGGUAUGGAUGCCCAUCAAAUAUCGUUUUCAGUUGGCGAUGUAUUGCAAAUUGAAGAGGAGUCUACAAAUUGGUACAGAGGCAAGGUUUUAACAAGUGAUCAAAGAGGUAUAUUCCCAAAAUCAUAUGUAGCACUAAAGACUGCACAGGAUUUUGAUUUAGUAACCAAUGAAUUAACACAAGUAAUCAGAGAAUGGGGAGCUUUGCUCAUGAAGUAUUAUAAAGAAAGAAAAAUGAAUGAAUAUAAGGUUAUGAAGGAAUAUUUAUCACUAUUAAUCGAGUGGCAUUCAAAGAUUGCUAACCAUUCAACUGAGGCCCAAGAAGUUCGCGAGAUCAAGGGCAAAGUUAUUAAUAAAAUCGAACAGGGUAGAAGAUUAAUGGGUCUAGAUAUGAUAGUUAGAACACCAAAUAGCGAGCCUGCUCACGAAAAAAAUACUGGUAUCAUUCAGUUAUACAGAAUGCACCACGAAUUGGAUACUUUAAAAUACUCGAAAUUUAUUCAGCAACAGCAAUCUUCAUCUUCGACUCUACAGCAAUCUCAAUCAUUAGUUACAUCCCCAUCGAAUCAAUCUUUAGCCUCAUCGACAUCAUCUAUACCAAAUCAAAUCUUUUUGGACCUCAGAGUUUUUAUGUGUGCUGUAGGUGAAGAGACAGAACUAUACUUUUCCCUCUAUAAUAAAAAUGAGGGUAAAUUUAUAACUGAAGAGUUCCAGGUUGGAUUAACUAAUUUAGGUAUGCCACACGACAUUGAAAAGAUUGGUAAACUCUCGACAUUGUUUACGGAUAUAUCAAAAAAAGAAUUACAAACAGAGUUGUAUUUGGUUGUUAGAUUAAUUAGAAAAGGUAAAAUGUUGGCAGAUUCUAAUAAGAAAGCAGGUAUCAUUCAUUAUCGUCGUCCAUUUGGUGUCUCUGUAUUAAGAUUGACUGACGACAAACUCACAGCUGGUAAAGAAAUAGAAAGUAUAAUGACUAUCUACACCAGUACACAAGAAACAUCAUUUUCAUUACUUCACGAAGUAGCCAUCAAAAACCCAUCAUCCCUUCAAACUGUGCCAAAGGCUAAGGGUAUUUGUGUUGCUUUAACUCUUUUACCAGGUGACCUUAAAAGUGUUUUACGUGAGAAUCCAGAAUUGGUAGUUCAAAAAACCAAUAGAUUGGGUUUCCCAGAGGUAAUCUUCCCAGGUGCUAUAAGAAAUGAUAUUUUCAUAACUCUAGAAAGUGGUGAAUACUCUCAAGAUCGUAAAACCAGUGCUAAAAAUGUUGAGGUUUUAGUUCAAGUUCGUAAUGAAGAGGGUGAACUACUUAGCAACGCUUUAUAUUAUGGUGAUAAGUUAAGGUCCGAAUUUAAAUCAAUGGUUUACUACCACACAAAUCAACCACAUUGGUCAGAAACCUUUAGAGUUAAUUUACCAGUUUUUUUAAUUGAUAAGGCAUAUUUAGUUUUUUCAAUCAGACAUUGUACAACAUCCGAAAAUAAAGAAAGAGUACCAUUUGCAAUGACUUAUUUGAAGCUUACAAAUCCAGAUGGCACAGUAAUUGCAAAUAAAACCCAUUCAAUUCCAUCAUAUAAAACCAGUAAAAGUAUUGAAGAGUUUUUACCAUCAUUAAAAGAUCCAAACAAUAAGAAUGCUUUACGUAAAGGUGAAAAUACUAAAGUUAAGGUUCUAUUAUGUUCAACUUUAUUAACACAAAAUUUAUCACUCUUGACAUUAUUAAAAUGGGAUCAAUAUAGUGGUGACUUGGGUGAAGUUUUAAAUAGAUUUACUUUUGUUGAUCAAAUAGAAAUUAUUAAAUUUAUGCAAGAAACUUUUAAUGCACUGUUUGCAAUUUUAGAGGCUAAAAAGAUAUCGGAUUUAGAUUUGGUGUUUAAUGCAAUUACAUGGAUCAUUGGUUUAUUGGUAGAUGAAAAGACUUCGAGAUACACUAAUUUUAAACCAGUAUUAGAUGAGUAUAUCGAAAAUCAUUUCAAAUCAACACUUUCACAUAUUCAUUUAAUUGGUUGUCUUAAAAGAAUUUUAACAAAUGACAACUUUAAAACUUUAAUGUCAACAUUAAAAUCAAUAGAAUACAUUUUGAAGUUCAUCGUCACAUCAAAAAAAAAUCACGAUAAGAUCAAUCCACACCAAAAUAUUUCUUUUAAAGAAGAUUUAACCAGUGUUUUCAACUCUUUAAGUACUUUAAUGAAAAGAACCGAGGGUAAUUAUAUUGGUGCACAGACUACCGCUUUAAAGAUUUUCAAUUCAAUGUUUAAUGAUUUGGGUCAAUUGUUUUCAAUCGAAGAAAGAGGUACCAUUGCAAGAAAUUUCGUUGAUAGUGUCCGUUAUGAUGAAAGCUAUAAACUUUUAAAUAUGGAAAAGAUGAACGUAAUUCUUAAUCUUGUCGAAGGUGAUUUAUUUGCCGAUAGUAGUUCAAGAAAACUUUUAAUUCCAAUGGUAAAGAGACACUUGAAGCUUCAUAUGUCAUCAUCUAGCUGCUCCGUUGAAGAUACAAAGAAAUAUGCCGAAAUUAUAUCAGCCAUCAUUGAACAAAUUCAAGUUAAAAUCAAGGAUUUAACUUUAAUUUGGGAGAUCGUCGAUCUUUUACCAGAAAUUAUGAAGUCUAUUCAAUCAUCGCCAUGGAACGAGUUUUCAAAACUCGACAUGAUUCAUAACCUUUAUUCUAUCUUUUAUCUAAUGGAGCCACAUCACUAUGACGAAUACAUCGAAAAAACUCUUGGUGAAGAAAAUUGUUGGAACUUUAUUUUAAAUGUCUUAACAUUAUUAAAUCAAUUAUUAUCUACCAAUUCGACCUAUCCAGAGAACUGGCUCACUCUAUCAAUGUUCCAAUAUAGUAUCGUAAAGAGAGUCGUUAUUCAAAUAAGCAAAUAUUUAUCAAACAAAACAAAAGGAGGCAAAGAAUGGGUAUCAUUGGAUUUAAAUUUAUGGUCCACUUAUUUCUCUUUAGCCAACACCUAUUUCAAAUUGAAAGGUUUAGCUUUAGAGAACUUUUCAGAGGCAAAGCAAAAUACAAUUAAAUCUCGUUAUGGUGAUAUGAGAAAUGAUUUAAUUUCAACAAUUGAAAAAAUGUGGCAAUCAUUAGAUAGACACCAAAUCAAAUUACUCCCAACUGUAAUUUCACCAUUCCUCGAGUUAAUGUUAAUUAACCAAAAUAACCUCAAACAACUGGGUAUCGAAUUAUAUUAUCAAUUAUUAAAAUGUGAAUUCAAAGAGUACAAAUCAUUUAAAAAAGUCGAAACCGAAACUAUUAAUACUCUUGAUAUCAUUACAAACUCACCAGAGGGUUCAGAGAUUCUAGAUGAAAAGUUCCGUAAAUUCUUUUCGCACAAUUUAGAAGAAAAAAUGGCUUCGGAUCAGCUCAUCAAGGAUCAAAGUAAAGUAUUUAUCAGUGAUAUGACAAUCUUUUUAGAGUUACUCUAUCAACUUAGAACUUUACCAGACCGUCCAGAGUAUGAAGAUGACCGUUGUAUUGCCGCUAUGAAGUUGAUGAGCUAUUUGAAACAAACAGAUCGUCAAGACACCUAUACUAAAUAUGUACAUUUAUUAUGUACCCAGCAUAUUUCAAAUGGUAAUUUCGUCGAAGCUGGUCACACAUUAUUGCUUCAUGCUGAUCUUUUAGGUUGGUCCGACGAUGUAUUGGAAGAGUAUGGUGACUUUAAACAACAAACUCAAAGAGAACGUAAAGAAAAGCUAUUCAAACAAGCCAUCGAAUACUUUGAUAAAGGUAAGGCUUGGGAAAAAGCAAUUUCAUUAAUGAAGCAAUUAAUCAUUCAGUAUGAAGAGGUUCAAUUCGAUUAUCAAAAGUUGGCAGACAUCCUCCAACAAGAGUCCACCUUUUAUCGUAAGAUUAUUGGUGUCGAAAGAUUUUUCUCAGAAUACUUUAGGGUUGGUUACUAUGGUAAAGGUUUUGAUCCAUCGAUCCAAGGUAAAGAAUUUAUUUACAAAGGUUAUGAAUUGGAAAGAAUGUCAGAUUUCGUUCAACGUAUUCAAACCAAAUUCCCAAAUGCUAAGCUUUUAACAUACACCGAAACUCCACCAAUCGAAAUUUUAGAUUCGAAUCAACAAUUUUUACAAAUUUACAAUGUUAAACCAAUUUCCAAAGAACAAUCAUUACAAUUAAAUGCAAGCAAUAAUACUGCAAUAGUUAAUAAUAAUAGUAUGGGUUCAAAUAAGAAAUCAAUUUCACCAGCUUUACAAAAAUAUAGAUUAAACAAUAAUAUCAAUACUUUUGUUUAUUCUAAACCAUUCAAGAAAACAAAAACACCAAAGGGUGGUAAUGAAUUUAAAGACCUUUGGAUUCAAAAUAAUUAUUUUACCUCACAAGACUCAUUCCCAACAACUCAUAGAAGAUCAGAAAUUACUAAUCAUUUUGAAAUCGAAUUAUCACCAAUUGAUAAUGCCCUCAAUUCAAUCAUUGGAAAGAAUUCAGAAAUUGCAGAAAUGACCAAUAAAUAUGAAAGUGGUAUUGAUCCAAAUAUUUCACCAUUCACUAUGGUUCUUAAAGGUGUAAUUGAUGCUGCUGUUAAUGGUGGUGUUGGUCUCUACAAAGAGGUUUUCUUCUCUCAACAAUAUCUAGAUGAAAACCCAGAUAAAAAACAAACUAUUGAAAAACUUAGAGCAGCUUUAAAUCAUCAAGUUCAGGUUUUAGAAAGAGGUCUUUUAGUUCAUUCUAAGGUUUGUUCAAAUGAAAUGGCAGGUCUUCAAUCAAAUUUAGAAUUAUUGUUCAACAAGAUGAGAGCCGAAUUAGAAUUAUAA
Messenger RNA from Dictyostelium purpureum, 4833 nucleotides. RefSeq lists its product as uncharacterized. The transcript is spliced from 4 exons. Gene Ontology annotation, molecular function: small GTPase binding; guanyl-nucleotide exchange factor activity. Gene Ontology annotation, cellular component: plasma membrane; cytoplasm. The coding region runs from base 1 to 4833 and encodes 1610 amino acids. The record is from RefSeq and is a predicted model, not a curated record. Gene Ontology annotation, biological process: small GTPase-mediated signal transduction. NCBI's taxonomy places the organism in Eukaryota, Evosea, Eumycetozoa, Dictyosteliales, Dictyosteliaceae.